AUGCCUACUCAUUCGAGCUCUUGCAGCUCUGAGAGAGGCGAGCUUCCCUCAAUAAACGACAGCGAACACGACCACCGCCAAAACAACAACGUUUCUUCAUUCUCUCCGUGUUCUUCGUUCUUCAUCAUUCAUGAAUCAAGCACUAAUGUGAUUUCGCCAUGUGGAGGUACCAGAAAUUCUCCUAAAUUACGGCGAAAAGGCGACGAAAAUGGAGUUUCUGUGUCGAUUCGUGCUCGCAAGGAGAGGGGAUUGUCGUCGUCAGGACAACACAAGAAAAAAGCGAGAUCCAAGACGCCAUCAAGUGCUCCGGCCAGCAACACUACACCUUCAUCGACUAAACAACCUCAAAUAACGUUCGAAAACCAUGAAGAGAAAAUAGAAGGCGGUGAUCAAUCUACAGCGAAGAAAAAAUACACCAUGGAGCUCUCGAUACUGAAUCGAUGUGGAUCUGCUCCAGAUCUACCAAUAUACAGUCCUAUGAGCGCAAGCGUGUACAGCUCAUCAAAGAAGCGGACGCUACAGGGCAGUGCGAAUGCUGCCACCUUUCGGCUUACUCCUUUGCCUGCUAACACUCGAGCUGCAGCAGUGAGGCCUGAUCCAUUGUUAGACAGCUGUGAAGGUCGACAAACUAUAAACGCCGAGCAGGACGCUGUACCUCUACACCCGAAGGAUCCUCUAAUCCAGGAAAAACUGUGUAAAGAUGCGCACACGAUUUCAGUCUUGAAGCAGCGGCUUCUUGUCCUCGAACGAGAAGUCUCAGCUAGUACAAAGUAUCGUCACAUGGCGGACAAGCACAUUACCCAGCUCAGUCAGGAGAACCAGCGGCUUCAAGUCGAGAAGACUCAGCAACAAGCUCGAAUCGAAGAGCUGGAUAAGACUGUGCUUCGACAACACCAUGAAUACGACAAACUCGCUGUUCGCUACGCUGCUGUGUACGCCAAUCUCCAGAAGCUUGUGGACCAGCAAAACCCCUCAGAUAACUCCGUGCAGCAGAGUGCACUCCAGGCUCUAGCACGGGAGAAUCAAGACUUCCUCCGCAAACUUCGGGUUUUAGAAGCACGCCAUGCUGAGGAUAAGACCCUAACGUCUAACCAGGAGAAGAAGAUCAAGCGUUUGAAAGCCGAGAUUGAAGCUUUACAGCACAUGAGCGAGGCCAAAAGUCGAGAAGACGACUAUGACGAAGCAGCUAGUGACACAGAUCAAGUCUCUCGCUUAACCAAGUCUAAGAAACGCUCCGAAGGCGACAACAAUCGACCCACCAGCGCGUCACCAGUAUCGAUCACCUUGUCGACUCCGAGAAGAGCAGGGUCAUCGGCAAGGAUGCAGACUGUCCAGACAUUUCUCGGUACAGCCAGCCACCUUGUGACUGCCGAAGCCUAUCAAUACAUUGAUCCCAACAUCUUAAAAGUGUUGGAGAAAGUGGACUCGCAGUUCAGUAUCACCAACGCCAUCAACUUGUCUGUGGUGCUCAAGAAGUGGCUCAAUAGCUGCGUCCACGUCGUGUGCUCCACUCAUCUUCCGACCGUCCUACAGACGUUACUUAAGCGCGUGUGUGAAUUGUUACACUGCGAGCAUGCAGCUUUAUUCACUGUCGAUCAUGCUACCCACAAGCUGAUCGCCACGUGCUCUGAACGUGGAAUUGAGCGUUGGGAAUUGCCACUGGACAAAGGAAUCGCGGGGUACGCUGUGCGACACAAUACGCUGUGUAACGUGCACUGUGCCAACGACGAUCCACGGUUCUACAGCUCAACAGACUCGGUCACAGGCACGACGUCACGGGAGGUUUUAGCUCUUCCAAUUGUCCACGAACUUCAGCUUUACCUUGACUCUCACGUCAAGGUGAACAACAGUCUCGGAGUGUUUGCAGUUCUUCGCGCUUGGAACACCACGCACCAGAAGCCUUUCUCUUCCAAUGACCAGAUUCUCGGCAGUCUACUGGCUAUCCAAGCGGGAAUUAUACUGCGUCAAACAGCCGUGACUAAAACGCUGCAGAAAAUUAACCACAAGACGCACCAGAUCCUGCAAAUGACAAGCGAUAUCGUCGCCAAAGCUUCGACAUCUUCAGAGACUCCAUCGCUAGUGCAGCUUGUGGCAGUGGCACAGAAGGAGCUAGGAGACUGUCUGGGUAUCAAACAGAUCCGCAUCUUCGUGUUGGAUGCUGCUGCUCACAAGUUGUGGCACGCAGGCGAGCGUGAAGCGGAUGACAGCAGCUCUCCCGCUCUUGUUCGCCGCUACGUCAACGCCCACGCUUCUCUCUGCGCUCUCCUGCUACGCAGCGACGCAGUAUCGAUCGUAGUCCCCGAGCCGUCAGCAGAAGCAGCUUUUAACGACACUGUGGAUAUCCCUGGGGGCGCUCGUGGCUUGUAUCUCGCCCCGAUUCUCUCGCCAUGGAACACAGCGCUGCCACUUGGAAUGGUUCAGGUCUCUCGAGUAGCUAAAGCACGAUUGUCAGCGUCGCCUUUCACUCUCACAGCCUCUGAAGCAGCGAGCAACGGAACUGUCAGUGACGUUGUUGUAAACAACGAGCGUGAAGCAGCACAGCAGACUGAAGACCGACUGAUGCUCGAGCUACUUGGUCUCUUCUGUCGAGGCUUCGCGGGCUUACUACACCACGUCACCGCCCAGCAACUCUACGAUACGUGCUCUCCAGAGAUCAUGCAGGCACAACUUGCAACGUUAGCGGACCACCUUGACAACCUCGCUAGAAGACAGAGGGAGGAUGAGGAAGAGGCAGUUCACGCUAGUGAAGUAGAGAUUCCAGGGCUUGACCACGUCCGUCAGUCUGACCGGCAUGCGUCCGUCGCCACAGUUCACGCUGUUCCAGCUAAUCGUGAUACCCGACGCGUGGCCUCUGCCGAGCCAAGACACAGAGCUGCGCCGGAAUCCCGGCGCGCGACCACUUCGCCGGCCAAGAGGUCUAGCGAUAUUCAUCAGACUGUAUCCGGUGCAUUGCAGAGUGGAGAUUCCAGCGAAGAGGUCUUCCAAGAGACUGGUGCGAAUGGCGUUGAUGUGCCAACACCGCCGGAUACAGUCAACGUAGCACCAGAUACAAGCAUCAGCACUAGCGAUGUCGAGGAUCGAAGAGAUGCAGAAGCUAUAGAACCUGGCGACUCGGAGCUACCUGCUCUUAAUCCAGAUCAGCAAGCAGGAAGCGACGUGGCAUGCCCAGUAGCGUAUGAUGCUGCGGAGGUUUACACGUCUGAUGCUCCUGUUGUAGACGACUGGACCACAGCCACCUCUGGCGAUAACGGCUAUGCUGCUGCUCACGAUGAAGAACAGCUUGCGGACGCCGACGGCGCAGAAUACACUUGGGGUGAUAACAACGCAUACGACCCUAGCUCGUGGAACGCUGGCACCUACGAGGAAGACGUCGCGUGGAACUACGAUGGAGCGCUGAUGCAUGAAGACGACACCACGAACAGAGGCGACAGCCAGCAAUCUACCAACUCCGCCUACGCCAUCGACGUGCACUUGUCUAGAACGCCCAGCGCCGACACAGACCAGCCCAGUGGUGCACUCUAA
Messenger RNA from Phytophthora nicotianae INRA-310, 3522 nucleotides. RefSeq lists its product as hypothetical. The record is from RefSeq and is a predicted model, not a curated record. The transcript is spliced from 3 exons. The coding region runs from base 1 to 3522 and encodes 1173 amino acids. Lineage: Eukaryota; Oomycota; Peronosporomycetes; Peronosporales; Peronosporaceae. Gene Ontology annotation, molecular function: protein binding.